This is a messenger RNA of Catharus ustulatus (Swainson's thrush), 1319 nucleotides long. It is a transcript of the gene HDHD3, whose product is annotated as haloacid dehalogenase like hydrolase domain containing 3. The record is from RefSeq and is a predicted model, not a curated record. The transcript has a single exon. Lineage: Eukaryota; Metazoa; Chordata; Aves; Passeriformes; Turdidae. Bases 477 to 1193 code for a protein of 238 amino acids.
GGAGGGAUUUCCGGACGGCGGCGCAGGUGGGCCCCGGCACUGUCACACCCCCAGCCCGCUCCUCCAGCCCGCAUCCCCCCGCGUUCCCGGCGCUCGGCCCGGUGAGCGCCGGCACCGCCCCGCACCUCCGGGACCCGCGGGGACACCGCGAGCGUGCACCUGCCUUCCAGCGGUGCUCCCAGUCCGGACAUCCCGGCCGUGCCCCCAUCCCCAGCCGGAUCCAACCCCGGUGCCCCAGCUCACCCGGUCUGCAGCACCCACGUGGGGAGUGUCACUGCCCCGGCCUGGCAGACUUUGCCCCUGGCACUCGGAGCAGGGUUUGCCCUCCCUGCCGUGUCCGUGCUGACCGCAGAGGGGCCCUGAGCCCCGCCGGAGGGACGCUCGUACUGAGGAGCGCAUAGGGCCGGGGUGCCCGCAGCGCUCUGAUGUGAGCGGCACCGCGGGGCUCGGCUGUGUCCCCGGGCGCUGCUGAGGCCAUGCUCCGGCUGCGCCUGCUGACCUGGGACGUGAAGGACACGCUGCUGCGGCUGCGGCAGCCCGUGGGCCAGGGCUAUGCGGCCGAGGCCCGGGCCCAGGGCCUGCAGGUGCAGCCCGAGGCUCUGGGGCGCUCCUUCCGGGAGGUGUACGGAGCCCAGAGCCGGCAUUUCCCCAACUACGGCCACGGCCAGGGGCUCAGCUCCCGCCAGUGGUGGCUGGAUGUUAUCAAGCAGAGCUUCAGGCUGUCGGGCGUGCAGGACGAGGCAGCCCUGACGAAGCUGGCAGAAAAGCUCUACCGUGACUACUGCAGCCCCCACACCUGGGAGAUGCUGCCGGGAGCCGCCGAGACUCUGAGCCGGUGCCGCCAGCUCGGCUUCCGCAUGGGAGUCGUGUCCAACUUCGACAGCCGGCUGGAAGCCAUCCUCUCGCAGUGCAACCUGCGGCACCACUUCGAGUUCGUGCUCACCUCCGAGGCCGCGGGCUUCGCCAAGCCGGACGGGCGGAUCUUCGAGCAGGCGCUGCGGCUGGGCGGGGCCCGGCCCGAGCAGGCGGCUCACAUCGGCGAUGACUACAGCCGGGAUUACCGGGCAGCCCGCGCCGUGGGCAUGCACAGCUUCCUGCUGCGGCCGGCCGGCCAGGGCCCGGGCCCGGAGGUGCCCCCCGAGCACGUCCUGCCCACGCUCAGCCACCUCCUGGCUCGCAUCAAGAUGGAGUAGCUGCGGUUCGGAGGGGACCAGCGCUGCUGCCGACUGCUGAACUGGCCUGGCAGAUUUCUUGCACCAAGUCUGAGCUGCCUAUGGAGCAGGAGGAGUGUUGAUGCAAUAAAACAUUUCUGAUACCCA